CAUACACAAACUCAGAUAACUCCAUAUUAAUUCUUACUGCCUUCAACUGCGCCCUGCAAAGCCAUCAUUUCCAAAUAGAUGCAUCUUCAAACAAAUCAUUAUCCCGUUCCUUAAUCUAUCAUCUCACCUACUUAGUGGACAUUCAACUCCAAACCCUCUUCUCGACAUAGAAAAAUUCGGAUUCCACUAAUUCUCCGCAACAACAACAAAAAAAAAACAAAUCAUGUUUACAAACCCUAAUCAACAGGACUGGGGAAUCAGCAGGCAAAUUAAAAUUUUCUCCACGCCGAUAAGAUCCGGACUUGUUAACGAAAUGGCGAUUCGAAACUCCAACUCUCCACUUCCAAAGACUAGGAAGACGAUGACUAUAGAAUUCGGUUCAACUGAAUUCCCCCGCAUUUCUCAGCAACCAAGCAUCGCGCGAUAAGAGAAACGAAAAGAACAGAGUUUUUGAAAACAAACCUGAUUUGGACAGGAGCGAUUCCGAGGCUGCGUAGAGCCUGGAGGCGGAUCUGAGACCUGCGUUCAUAGCCAUGGCUUCGAUCGGCUUCUAGCGAGACGAAGACAGAGAGAAGAGCGAGCGCGAGGGAUUGGGAGUUGAACAAUUGGGGAUGAAAGGGUUGUGGUUUUCACUAUUUUCUAUUUUAAUUUAUAAUUUAUGUUUUUAGUAUAUAGUGGCCAGUGCCCAGUGGGCGUUCCAUUGCAUUGAGGCUUGGGCUUAAGUUUGGGCUUGAACGUGGCCUUUGUUUAUCUCUCCGCACAGCAGGUAACUGGGCCGAGGUCCAUUUUCCCAUUUACCACUCCUUGUAUCAAAACGAAGGAUUGUAAAAUCAAUCAAAACUGCACCGAAAAAAAAUCAACGAUAAGUUAUUUUAUGUUAUUGAAAAAAAUUAUGUUGAAAUUAGUAUUUAAUUAUCGUUUAACUGUUUUAUACCUUUAAAAUUAUCUAUCAAUUUAUACUCUAGUAAAAAAAAUCGAGUCAAAUUGUUAUUACGAUAUGAUUUUAAAAAUACUGAUUAAAAACUUAAAACUGACAAGGUAGAAUCCACUAAACACAUGGAAUGUCGCAUAUACCCUUUUUUUCCCAUAUACAACAAAAAGGAAAUAUUGGUUUCACAUUAUCAUUAAUUGCCCUUUUGACAAAAAGAAUCUAGUAGUAAUUGUUCUAGAUAGUGUUUUUGUAACCAAUAAGCUACCAUUUCAUAAUCCCUCCUUUUGAACAGGUCAGCCAUAUAAAACACUGUCAUUAAAUGAUUGGUCAACUAUCCAUAUUAAAAAAAAACAUAUCUCAGAAUAUCAAUGCCAUAUAAAUAGCACUCCCCUCUCUCUCUCAUCGCUCCAAACAUUAUAAUCUCUUCACAUUGCACAAGUUAUUCUCUCUUUUUAAAAAAAAAAAAAAAGUGAACAAGCCAAGCAUGAAGAACUCCACCAUUUUCCUUCUCUUCUUGGUGACACUUUUGGUCAUCAUUGGAAACGAGGUGGCAAUAGCGACGAGGGUUGGUGGUGCUGGAGAUGGGGGGAAGAAGUGCAAAGUAGGGACGUUCGAGACGCCUCAGUGCGUUCCCCAAACAUGCUUCUUUCAGUGCGACUUGAAGUACGGGAACCCAGUUGUUGGUCAAUGUGAAAAUGGUGCUUGUAUUUGUUAUGGCCCAUGUUGAUCGUCAUUAUAGCUAUUUCUUGUAACUUAAUUAGUGCAUCAAUAAAGUUUUCUUUCCUUCGUUAUUGCUAGUGCUUUCAUGUUAGUGGAGUGAUUGUUUAUCAACUAUUGCAAAUAUGAUUAUCUUUUGUUAGGGACCGCAACGAGUUUGGUGUGGGGCCGGUUUAUAUAUAUAGUGGCGUUUUCAGUGCACUCAUUUUUUUGGGUGCAUUCAGUGCACUCAUUUCAUAACCAUCAUUUUAAACAUGUGAUUCAUGUCAAAAUGAUGUCAAUCAUCACUUAUGAUGUGAUAAACAAUAAAGCACAUGAAUUUGCACAAAAACCAUUCAUGAUUUACUUUAAUUUGAAGGAUUUAGAGUUUAGAGAUUUAGGGUUAGGGUUAGGGUUUACAAUUUGGGGUUUAGUGAUAGAAUUCAAAAUUGGAGGUCUAGAGCUUAGGGUAAUCCAUUAAUUAGUUGUUAUCAUAUACUAUACCAUCUAUUACACUAAUUCUACAAAUUAAAAUUCAAAAUCUAACACCUUAAGACUAGUUGUUGAGUACAAUCACGUUUUUAAAAUUGUAAUCAUCCUCGUAAUCAAAAUGUGGGGAUGUA
Messenger RNA from Linum trigynum, 2250 nucleotides. The record is from the annotation of a GenBank genome assembly. NCBI's taxonomy places the organism in Eukaryota, Viridiplantae, Streptophyta, Magnoliopsida, Malpighiales, Linaceae.